Molecule: messenger RNA, 999 nt
Organism: Ciona intestinalis (vase tunicate)
Lineage: Eukaryota; Metazoa; Chordata; Ascidiacea; Phlebobranchia; Cionidae
Source: RefSeq, a predicted model, not a curated record
GAAUAAAACGACAACAAUGACGUCACAACACAUGUUUCAAGUUACGAAUAUGUCAACAGUGAACAAAAUUAUGUAUGUUGCUGUUCACACCAAAGCGAAGUUUUAUCCACUUAACACGUGGAUAAAACUUUGUAGAACACCGAAGAAUACGAUUUGUAGGUCUAAUAUACACACAAGAACACAAAAUGAGAGCAUUUCGGGACAAGAAAUACGGAGAAAUUUUACCAACUUCCCUAAAAAUACAAAUAAGGGCGCAGGAGCGAAGGAUAUGGGAGAACUGUUAUAUGUAGGGCAGGACAGAAACAGGAUUAAAUGGACGUUGGGAUCUUUCUAUAUCUUAAGUGCAGCUGUUGCAGGAGCUUCACCAAUUCUACUCAAACUUACCUCUGGCUCUUUACUAGCCACAAGUUUCUUGGGUUUUAACAUUUUAGUUUUUGUGAUUCUUAACCCGCUUGGAUUGUAUCAAUUUGGAAAAAGAUAUGUAAAUGAAUUGUAUUACAAGCAAGAAACUGAUACAUACACUGCAAAUGUUCUUUCCCCAUUUGUGUUAACAGAAACAAGGUUGAAGUUCAAGCCUUCUGAAUGCAAAAUGCCAGCCAACCCAAGCAUUUUUACCUCUUUUUUUGUUGGACGACACCCACUGUUUGUUAACUCUGAUGCUAUGAAUUACGCCGACUACAUGAAAAUGUUAAGGUUCGCUUCCACAAUUGAUUAUGAGAAUCCCGACCGACAAAAAGAGUUUCAUUCAAAAGCAAAAGAAAACAACUGAACACAAAUAAUGUUAAUAUAUAUAAUAUGUUUUUUCCUGUUGAAUUUAUUUAUUACCAUUUCAAAAGAUAAAUAAUCCAAAUUCUUUUAUAACUGUUCCUGCAACCUACUAAACAAAACAUCAUUUAAAAGAAAUGCAUUUUAAAACCACAAAUCCAACCUCUAAGUAAAAAAAUUCCCAUACAACAAUGCAUGGAAUUUGUCGUAGGAUAAAGUUUUACUUAACAUUCA